AUGGAAUAUAAGGGAAUAUCGCAGCAUAUAGAUUUUUGUCGUCUGCCUACACCAGGCGGUAGAUAUGAAUUAACACAAGUUCUUGGUGUUGGAACUUAUGGUGAAGUCUAUAGAGCAAAAGACAAAAUUACUGGAAAGCAGGUUGCUAUUAAGGUGCUCGAAACGAUAGCUGAGAAUUUAGAAGAAAUUGAAGAAGAAUUUUUGGUUUUGAGGGAUCUUAGCAAUAAACAUCCAAACUUACCAUUCUUUCAUGGAAUCUUCCUUAAGAAGAGCAAAAAUAAAGAUGAUGAUCAACUGUGGUUUGUCAUGGAAUUGUGCCGUGGAGGCUCAAUUACUGAUAUGGUCCAUGAAUUAAAGUCCAAAAGUCAAUGUUUAAGUAGCAAUACAAUAGCUUUCAUACUAAGAGAGACUCUAGAUGCAUUAGCAUUUUUGCAUGAAAAUCACUGCAUGCAUCGUGACAUUAAAGGACAUAACAUCUUAUUAACUGAGGAAGGAAACAUAAAGUUGGUAGAUUUUGGUGUAAGCUCUCAUUUAGCAGUGACACUAGCGAGAAGAAACACAUCCGUUGGAACUCCAUACUUUAUGCCACCAGAAGUCAUAGCAUGCGAGCAGCAAUUGAAUCAAAACUAUGAUUCUCGAUGUGAUGUUUGGUCUUUAGGAAUAACGGCAAUUGAGCUCGCUGAAGGUGAGCCACCUCUGUCAUCUUUACAUCCAAUGAAAGCACUUUUUGAAAUACCGCGAAAUAAGCCUCCAGAAUUGACUCAUAAAGAAAGAUUUUCGCCACUUCUAUCAGAUUUCAUUUCUGCAUGCUUAGUCAAAGACUUUGAAAAGAGACCGUUUGCACGAGAAUUGCUGAGACAUCCAUUUUUUAAAAACAUUGAUGUUAUUAAAGCGAAAAAAGAGUUGUGUACUUACAUCAACAAAAAGAAACAAACAGAACAUAAUAAGAAGAGUGGAGAUGAGAGAGGUGAUAUUACUGUCAAAUUUAAUAAUGUCAAGAAAAAUUUAGAGGCAAAAUCAAAACAACUUGAUGAUGACUUAGCAAUGUUGGAAUCAGUUUCUGAAACAAUUAUUGUUGAUUCUUUGAAUGAACGUUUUGAGAGUACUCAGAUUUAUACUUAUAUUGGAGAUAUUCUAAUCGCCUGUAAUCCGUUUGAACAUUUACCACUUUACACUCCGCAUUAUCAACAGAUGUAUUGUAAAAAGACUCGAUCAGAAAAUCCACCACAUGUUUUUGCGAUAGCUGAUGCAGCUUUUAGUAAUUUGAUGCAUGAAAAGCAGAAUCAAACUAUUGUUAUCAGUGGAGAAAGUGGAAGUGGAAAAACGGAAUCAGCAAAUUUGCUUCUAAAGCAGCUUGUUUAUUUAGGAAAAGAAUCAUUUAGAAACUUGGAAGAUAAAAUUUUGAAAGUUAAUCCUAUCAUGGAAUCAUUUGGUAAUGCACGAACUGGAAUCAAUUCAAAUAGCAGUCGUUUUGGCAAGUAUCUGGAGCUAUUCAUUGGUAGCACUGGAAAACUGAAUGGUGCCAGAAUAUCUGUAUAUUUACUUGAACAGAGUAGGGUAGUAAAACAAGCUGUGAAUGAAGGAAAUUUUCACAUAUUUUAUUAUUUCUAUGAUGGAUUACAAAAAGAGAAUCGCCUUGAAGACUAUUAUUUAAAUGAAUCACACAGAAGUCAUCAUAACUACCUUAAACAUCCAAUAAAUUCACCGAAAAUCAAUCAAGAAAAAUGGAAGUUAUUAAAAACAAGUUUCAAAGUUGUUGGAUUUAAAGAUGAAGAUUUAGAUUCAAUCUAUAGAACACUUGCAGUUAUAAUCAAUUUGGGUGAUAUUGAAUUUGGUGAAAUGGUCACUGGUGAUAAUACAGAUAAUAAAGCCUGUGUUAUUGAUAUGGCACCUUUGCUUCGUGUAUCACACUUGCUGGGUGUUGAUAAAGGAGAUUUACAUGAUUGCUUAACAUCUAAUGCUGUCGUUAUGAGAGGUGAAACUAUAAUUAAAAAUAAUACAAUUCAAGAAGCUUCUGCGACACGUGAUGCAAUGGCUAAAUCUCUUUAUGGUCGUUUAUUUGAUUGGAUUGUUAAUCACAUUAAUACUCUCCUAAUCUCUAAUACUCAAUUAAAUCAAUUAUCAAUUGGUUUACUAGACAUAUUCGGUUUUGAGAACCAUGCUGCAAACUCUUAUGAACAAUUGAUGAUUAACAUUGCUAAUGAGCAGAUCCAAUAUUAUUUCAAUCAGAAGAUAUUUUCAUGGGAACAACAAGAAUACAUGUCAGAGGGAAUUCCGAUUAAUCUGAUUGAAUUUUCUGACAACAGUCCGGUUUUGGAUUUAUUACUAUCAAGACCGUUAGGACUAUUAUCAUUGAUUGAUGAAGAAAACCGUUUUCCGAAAUCGUCUGAUAGAACAUUAAUAGCUAUAGCUAUGCAUGCAACACAUCGAGAAUUCUUUCCUAUUUACAAACUUAUUCCAUUUCCGUAUUUCUUUAAAGACAAAUUUCAUGCAGUCAUUAAAUCAAAAUAUUACCAAAAACCAAAGUCAAAUGUGUUAAGCUUUGCAAUACAUCAUUAUGCUGGGCGUGUAGUAUACAAUGCAGAGGGGUUUCUGGAAAAGAACAAAAACUUUUUACCACCGGAAGUAGUGCAGUUAAUUCGAGGAAGUCAAUAUGACACAAUUCGAUUCUUGUUCCAAUGCCCUGUUACUAAAACAGGUAACUUGUACUCAGCAUUAUCCGAGAAUAUUCAAGUAAACGAUAAUAAAUGCGACUCGAAGGAGAAAUACAAUAGCAGAGGAAUUUCGUCACAAUCAAGGGUACAACAGACAAUGGCUACGUAUUUCAAGUAUUCUCUCAUGGAUUUACUGCAGAAAAUGAUAGCAGGCUCACCGCUAUUCAUAAGAUGCAUCAAACCCAAUGACAUCAAAGGUCCAAAAUAUUUUGAGAAAGAAAAGGUAUUGAAACAGUUACGCUACGCUGGAUGCUUUGAAGCUAUUCGAAUUCGAAAUAAUGGCUUCAGUCAUCGAAUACAAUUUGCUGAUUUCUUAAAGAAAUAUUGCUUCCUUGCAUUCAAAUUUGACGAACGUGUUGUUGUUAGUCGUGAAACGUGUAAAUUUCUAUUAGAACGUUUAAAGAUUGAAGGAUAUGCUUUAGGAAAAUCUAAAGUAUUUUUAAAAUAUUUCCAUGUCGAGCAAUUAUCAAAAAUGUAUGAGGAACGGAUACAAAAAAUUAUCAUUGUUCAAUCAUUUGCAAGAAGAUGGCUAGCUAUAAGGAAGACAAAAAAAUUACGGCAAGAACAUAACAAGAAAUUAUGGAAGUUACAAAAAAAUGUUCGCGGUUUGAUGAAUAAGAAAAGAAAUAAUGAUCUUCAUGAUUUAGUGCUACAUAAAGUUUUCCUAGAUGAUAAAAAUGAGCAGGCUAGACGAAGGAAAUCAAAUACAAAAGUGGAAGUUGAGGACAAGAUACAUAUGAUUAUGAAGAAGAAUGUUUCUAGUGCUGAAGAAAAGAGGGUGCUUCAGAAAGAGAAUCUCAGUGAUGAUGACAUUUUAAAGAUCAUUAAGAAAUCUGGAAAAUCAAAGAAGGAACGGAACGUGAGAGAUGACGAGAAUAUCACAUCCGCUAGUAGACUUAAACCACUGUCAGUAAAAGAACAGCAACUGAAACUUGCAGAAUUUUCUGAAAAUAUCCAUAAUCGGAAUAAAGACAUUCACAACAAAUUGCGUAUAUCCAAACGCGGUAUUCCACUGUUGAAAAUUGGAGAAAUGCCAGCUGAUUACAGAAGGCCUCCAGGUUUUGAACUUAUCCCAGGACUUUUGGGGAAAUUUUCACAAAAUGACAACAGAUUAACAAGUUUUUCCAAUAUAACGCAAGAUCAUGCAUUUAAUAAAUCCAAUGACAGAGACAUGGAGAACUUUGCAAGAAACAUAUCAGGAAAUAUCAAUUUUAAGCCUUUCAAUUAUCUCAUACCCAAUGCUAAAAGCUACGAUUUAAGUGAUUCAAAGAAAUCUCAGCUCGAAAGUAAAAUUAAAUUAUUACUGAAUAGUCAUGAGCAUUUUAGUAAAAAUGCACUAAAUUAUGUAAUGAAAGGAAAUGCUUCAAUUUGUGAUUCGAAUUGCUCAUCAGAUACAAAUUUGGACAAUUCAAGACGAAUACAUUGUGAUUUAAAGAAUGGAGUGUUUUUAAGGAAGAGCAUAUCCGAUGAUUACUCAAACGAGAAGAAAAUUGAUCCCUACAAAAAAUUAGAAAGUCUUAAUCUCCUCAAAUUAAUUAGCUUUAAUGUUCAUGACAGUCCUUCAGAAACCCCUAAUUCAUCAAGAAACUCAUCUGUUAAAAGGCUUAUGGAAAAGACAAUCAUUAACGAUGGAUCACAAAAAUUUGAAGAAAAUACAUGUUCACAUUUGGGACCAUACAACUUUCGAAUGCUAUUGAGAUCAACAGAUUAUGCUCCGACCGAAAGUUUAAGGAAGAGAAAAAUUAUAUUUGCAUCACGAUUUCCUGACAAGAAUUUAAAGUUUUAA
This is a messenger RNA of Chironomus riparius, 4500 nucleotides long. The record is from the annotation of a GenBank genome assembly. Lineage: Eukaryota; Metazoa; Arthropoda; Insecta; Diptera; Chironomidae.